Messenger RNA from Paralichthys olivaceus (Japanese flounder), 2049 nucleotides. The record is from RefSeq and is a predicted model, not a curated record. NCBI's taxonomy places the organism in Eukaryota, Metazoa, Chordata, Actinopteri, Pleuronectiformes, Paralichthyidae.
AUGUGGGUAUGCCCGAUCCAUUGGGCUGAGAGUUUGUUUGAGCGCCCUCCAGAGGUGGGUGUUGAUCUGCAGUCAGGAGAGUUUCUGGGUCCUCUACAGUACAGGACCUGGAGGAAGAUGAGCUCCAUUUUCCUGCCAGCAGUCACAGCGGUGACCCUCAACCCGGACACAGCCUACCCCUGCUUGUGGGUUUCCCCGUGUUGCACCAAAGUCCAGGUGGGCAAAAUCCAGCCCAACCUGCCCAACAACCCGGAGCGCUUCACCCGCUACAACAUCGUCCUGGGCUCCGAAGCCUUCUCCUCUGGCAGACACUACUGGGAGGUGGAGGUUGGCUCCAAGACUGCGUGGGGUCUAGGUGUGGCCGCAGCCUCGGUCAACAGGAAGGAGGACAUCAGCCUCUGCCCGGACGACGGUUUCUGGACCCUCGUGCUGAGGGACAACGGUGAUGGCACCAGUGAGUACGAAGCGUGCACCGACUCAGAGGACAGCUUGUUGUAUCCCUCCAAACCCCCCAGGAGGGUGGGGGUCUAUCUGGACUAUGGUCGAGGUGAAGUGGCGUUUUACGAUGCGGGAGACAUGAGUCACCUCUUCACCUUCUAUGAUGCGAAAUUCAGCGAGCCGGUUUUCCCAUAUUUUAACCCCUGGCCAAUUAUCAACGGAUACAAUUGGGAGCCGCUCACCAUAGUAACACCACACUGGAGAUAAUCGCUCUUCUUUUUAUCAUAUGACCCAACAGACUCAGAAUUCAGAAGAGAUUCAGCAGCAGAUGAAGUCAGAUGGACUUGAGCUUUCACACAUUUGCCUUGUUAUAAAGAUUCAGCUGAAUUAAUUAUGUGGUGUUGAUUAACAUGCAGGUGAUUAUAACAUUCUUGUAAAACUGUAAAUGCAAAGAUUGAACUUAAAGCUGAGACGAAUGAGGACAUGGCUGGUGAUAUUCAACAGUUUCUUAUUGUCGACAAGUUCCUGUGAAAUUACCAUUUUCCUGUUCAUUCGACCUAUUUAUACCCUAACCCCACACUGUGGCUCUGGAUAACACACACACACACACACACACACACACACACACACACACACACACACACACACACACACGGUUGUUUUAUUUUGAGUAAAUCCCACUCACACUCUGCCUCUGCCGUGAAUACUCACUAAAGUACCAAAUAUGUAUUAAUCCACAGCUGAAAAUAGUCCCUAAUAAAUCAGCCAUUUUCUCCUUUUUGAAAAACCUUUGCUAAAAAUGCCGUGUCCAGCUGUUGGAGGGAAUCACUUUGACUAUUUCUUUUACAUUUUAAUGGAUUUACCUAUUUGUGGAAUUGUUUUUUUUACAAUUCUUUAUUAUCUACUUCAGUAGAAAUGAAUGGGGUUUGGUGACAACAGCCAAUAAGUAGAACGGGUUUUAUCAUGGGGGCCUUGAUACAUCCAGGAUGAGAUGGAACCAAAAUGUCACCACACAUGACCAACCUGAGUCCAGGCUGUAUGUCUCUGUGGGAUAAAGGAGAUUAACGUCUCCUCUGACUUAACAGAACUUGAACUUAGGGAAACAUUCACUCGUGACUGGUUUUGGUCUUUUCAGGGAACUUGUUCACAAGAAUACACUUUUUCUCCUUUUAUUUUUCCUUACAUUUUUUGUAUUGGUCCUGAAAAAUAGGUAACAUGUAUUGAUUUUGAGAAAUGUAAUCAAAGACUUUAUUGGUAGAGUCUUGGCAGAAAGGUUUUAAAUUUUAUAAAAAAUGAAUGUUGCUAAAAUAUCUUACUGCAUGUUUUUUUAAACAACAUUUAAUAACAUAGCAACAUCAUAUCUUAUUGCUCUUUUUAUAUAUAUCUUGUGUUAUAAUUGUUUUUACAUGUACAUCUAAAGCAAUGAUGUGUAUCGCAGAACAGUGACUUACAGUCUUUACAUUAACACCUCUGACCUCUCACCCAGUCACAUGUGUCCAACACUACACCUCUAACAUGUCAUUUACAUACGUUCUCUUGUUUACGGCACAUCCACGUUAAGAUCAGAGGAAACACUGUGCAGGUAUUUGACCUGAGAGUUUAAUAAAAUGA